AUGGGGAACGCACGCUCCAAGAGCAGCGACGGGGCCAGCUCACUCCGUGGCCGCCCCGAGCUCUCGUUCUACAGCUCUUUCCCCAGGAAGUGGAGCGAGAACGUCUUUCUGGAUAACGAGCUGCUGACCUCCAAGAUUCUGUCCGUGCUGCGGCCCCAGUCGGAGCGGGGCCUCCGGACGGGCCACCUCCGCUACCCUGCCCACUUCCUCAGCACCAGCUCUGUCUUUGCCUCCGUCGCAGCAUCCCUGAAGGAGCACCCGAGGACCACCGUCCUGUCCGAUGGCAGCCCGGGCCUGGCCAGGAAUGUCGGCAUGACGGUCUCGCACAAGGGGGGUCCACAGCCAGCACCCAGCCCGGCGGGAACGGGGACGAGACUUGGACCAGUCACAGGAGAGAUGGAUGAAACCGACACAGUGUCUCUGAAGUUCAAGCAGGCAGCCGACGACUCUCUUUCACUUACAUCUUUGAACGCUGACUCCAUCUUUAUAGAAGACUCCUACACUGCCUCGCUGAGGCGUGAGAUCGAAGCAGAUGCCCACGAGUUCGAGGCCGAGUCCUGGAGCCUCUCCGUGGACCCCGCAUAUGUGAAGAAACAGAAGAGGGAGGUGGUGAAAAGGCAGGAUGUGCUUUAUGAGCUGAUGCAGACGGAGGCCCACCACGUGCGGACGCUCAAGAUCAUGCUGAAGGUCUACUCCAGGGCCCUGCGGGAGGAGCUGCAGUUCAGCCCCAAGGCCGUCAGCCUCCUCUUCCCGGGCGCAGACGACCUGCUGGAGGUGCACGGCCACUUCCUGUCUCGGCUGAAGGAGCGCCGUCAGGAGUCCCUGGAGGAGGGCAGUGACCGCAAUUAUAUCAUCCAGAAGAUCGGGGACCUCCUGGUACAGCAGUUUUCAGGUGAAAACGGGGAGAGAAUGAAAGAAAAAUACGGUGUCUUUUGUAGCGGCCACAACGAAGCCGUCAGUCACUACAAGUUGCUACUGCAGCAAAAUAAGAAAUUUCAAAACUUGAUCAAGAGAAUCGGCAACUUCUCCAUUGUGAGGCGGCUCGGCGUGCAGGAGUGUAUCCUUCUGGUCACCCAGCGCAUAACCAAGUACCCCGUGCUGGUGGAGCGUGUUAUUCAGAACACAGAAGCUGACUCCGAGGACCACAAAGACCUGAUCCAGGCCCUGAACCUCAUCAAAGGCAUCAUCUCGCAAGUGGACACCAGGGUCAGCGAGUGUGAGAAAGGCCAGCGCCUCAGGGAGAUCGUGGGGAAGAUGGACCUCAAGUCCUCCGGCAAGCUCAAGAACGGGCUGAUCUUCCUUAAGGAGGACAUGCUGCGGCGGCAGCUCCACCUGGAGGGCACGCUGUGCUGGAAGACCACGUCCGGGCGCCUAAAAGAUGUCCUUGCUGUCCUGUUGACGGAUGUGCUUCUGCUGCUACAAGAAAAGGAUCAAAAAUACGUCUUUGCUUCUGUGGACUCCAAGCACCCCAUCAUCUCGCUGCAAAAGCUCAUCGUGAGGGAGGUGGCCAACGAGGAGAAAGCCAUGUUUCUGAUCAGCGCCUCCCUGCACGGGCCUGAGAUGUACGAGAUCUACACCAGCUCCAAGGAGGACAGGAACACCUGGAUGGCUCACAUCCGAAGGGCCGUGGAGAGCUGCCCGGACGAGGAGGAGGGCCCCUACAGCGAAGCCGAGGAGGAGAGGAAGCUGAUCGAGGCCCGCGCCGUGAGGCUGAGGGACUUCCAAGAGCGACUUAACAUUAAAGACCAGCAGAUCGCCCAGAGCCUCAGUGAGAAGCAGCACAUCUACCUGGAGAUGGCUGAGAUGAGCGGCCUCGAGGACCUCGCCCCGGCUCGGCUCCUCUUCCGGGGAGGGGAGCCCCCCGAGAACCUGCAGGGGGAGCUGAUUCUCAAGUCGGCCAUGAGUGAGAUCGAGGACAUCCAGAGCCUGAUCUGCAGGCAGCUGGGCAGCGCUAACGGCCAGGUGGAUGAUGGGGGCGGCUCCUUGUCCCCAGCUCGGAGGGUGGAGGCCUCCGGGGGCUACGACAGCGCCAGCAGCCCCAGCAAGAAUGGCAGUUUUCAGAAGAACAUCUGCAGCAGCAACCCCAGCCUCCGAGACUGGCAGGGCCCCGCGGGCAGCCCGGACUCAAGGCUCGGCGACGCCCCGGGGGCCUCCGAGGAAGCACCGCAGGCGGCGGAGGCACCAGGUGCUGAGCCCAGCCCCCGGCUGCCUGCCCUCCUGGAGUCGGAGCUCGUCCGGCGCAUCCAGACACUGUCCCAGCUGCUCCUCAGCCUCCAGGCGGUCAUCGCUCAGCAGGACAGCUACGUGGAGACGCAGAGGGCGGCCAUCCAGGAGCGCGAGAAGCAGUUCGGGCUGCAGUCGACGCGCGGGAACCUGCUGCUGGAGCAGGAGCGGCAGCGCAACUUCGAGAAGCAGCGGGAGGAGCUGGCGGGCGUGCAGAGGCUGCAGGGCCAGCUGCGGCUGCAGCAGCAGCACUGGGAGCGAGAGCGGGAGCGCCAGCGCCAGGAGCUGGCCCUGGCCUCGGCGCAGCUGCAGCAGCGCGAGAGCGAGGCACUGCGGGUGCAGGAGCAGCUGGGCCAGGAGCGCGAGGAGCUGGCGCGCCAGCGCGAGGCCUACCAGCACGACCUGGAGCGGCUGCGCGAAGCCCAGCGCGCCGUGGGGCGGGAGCGCGAGCGGCUGGAGCUGCUGCGCAGAGUGAAGAAGCAGAACACGGUGCCCGGGGCGGCCGGGGCGCUGCCGCCCGAGGUGCUAGCGGAGGCCCAGCCCCCCAGCCACACUCCCAGCUUCAACGGGGAAGGGCUGGAAGGGCCCGCGGCCCUGGCUAAAGCGCCAGGGCCCCGGGUGAGCUCGCUGCUGUCUGGUGCCGGGCCCGAGUACGCAGAGCGCCCCGAGGUGACCCGCAGGGACAGCACCCCGGCUGAGGGUCGGCCAGCCAAGAGCGACGUGCCCAUCCAGCUGCUUAGCGCCACUAACCAGAUCCAGAGGCAGGCGGCCGUGCAGCAGCAGAUCCCCACCAAGCUGGCCGCCUCCACCAAGGGCGGCAAGGACAAGGGCGGCAAGAGCCGGGGCUCCCACCGCUCGGAGAGCUCAGCCUCAUUCGACCUGAAGCAGCCACUGCUUCUCAACAAGUUCAUGGGCAAAGAGGAGAACGCCUCUCGGAGCCGCCGCUCGCUGAGUCCCGUCCUGCGCAGCUCCACGCCACCCCCAGACUCCUGCCUCCCAGCCCCGACCCCGGUGCCGGCUGACGUCCCCAACGAGUACUUCACCCUCAAGGCCUGGGGGGCAUCCUUCUCACCCGUGGCCCCGUCCUCCACACCACUCGACAAGGAAGAAGCCAGCAAGGAAGAUGUCAUCUUCUUCUAGGGGGCGUGGCUCGGGGUU
Kogia breviceps (pygmy sperm whale) is the source of this 3381-nucleotide messenger RNA. RefSeq names its product Rho/Rac guanine nucleotide exchange factor 18 (gene ARHGEF18). Gene Ontology annotation, molecular function: guanyl-nucleotide exchange factor activity. Gene Ontology annotation, biological process: small GTPase-mediated signal transduction. The record is from RefSeq and is a predicted model, not a curated record. Lineage: Eukaryota; Metazoa; Chordata; Mammalia; Artiodactyla; Physeteridae.